Molecule: messenger RNA, 2528 nt
Organism: Carica papaya (papaya)
Lineage: Eukaryota; Viridiplantae; Streptophyta; Magnoliopsida; Brassicales; Caricaceae
Product: Phototropic-responsive NPH3 family protein
Molecular function (GO): protein binding
Source: RefSeq, a predicted model, not a curated record
UCUUUUUUUAGUUGGUAGCUUUCAUCAAGAAUGAUGACAGUCUCCAAAAGCAACACAAACCUUUCAGAAUUCCUGCAAAUUUUCUCUCAUGACAAACAAAAACCAUGUCAACAAAAAAGAAAAAGGCCAUUCUCACAGUCUUACACUACCUUUCACCGAAAAGUCAAAAGAGAGGUUCAGAACUUAAAUUGGAAGAUUCUGGGACCUGUCAAGGGGUAAGAAUAAAAUACCCAGUACUGCUUUGUGGCUGACAAAGAGUUUGGUUGUGUCCAUGGAGGUGGGUUCUUGAAAGGGAGAGAGGAUUUUGGGUGGUGGGGGCUGGUGUUGCAGAAGCUUUUAGCAAAAUCUGGGAGAUGGGUGUUGUUACUAUUGCUGAAUUAAAGCCAAGUGUAUCAGGAAAGAGAUCUUUUCGUCCGAGUUCAAGCAUAAGGCAUGCCACUGAAUGGCCAAUUUCUGAUGUUUCUAGUGAUCUGACAAUUGAAGUAGGCGGUUCAAGUUUUUCACUUCACAAGUUCCCUAUUGUUUCUCGAAGUGGGAAAAUCCGGAAAUUGUUGCUGGAUGCCAAAGAUUCAAAAAUUUCACGGGUAAAUCUUCCAGCUGUUCCAGGUGGAUCAGAGGCAUUUGAGCUUGCUGCAAAGUUCUGCUAUGGAGUUAAUAUUGAGAUCACUCUGUCAAAUAUUGCCAUGCUACGCUGUGCAGCUCAUUUCCUAGAAAUGACAGAAGAGUUUGCAGAGAAAAACUUGGAAGCUCGAAGCGAAGCUUACCUGAAGGAGGUAGUAUUCCCUAACAUAUCAAGUUCAAUCACUGUUCUUCAUAGGUGUGAAAGCCUCUUGCCUAUAUCAGAAGAGAUUAACUUGGUUAUCAGGCUUAUCAAUGCCAUUGCAAACAAUGCGUGUAAAGAGCAGCUGACAUCUGGUUUACAAAAACUUGAUCGUAACUUCCCAACAAAACCUAUUGCAAAUGUAGAACCAGAAACACCCUUGGAUUGGUGGGGAAAUUCUCUUGCAGUUCUUAGUCUUGACCUUUUCCAAAGAGUUCUCUCUGCAGUAAAAUCAAAGGGCCUAAAGCAGGAUAUGAUAAGCAAAAUUUUAAUAAACUAUGCGAAUAAUUCUCUACAAGAUCUUGUUAUCAGGGAUCCCCAGUUGGUUAAAGGAAGCCCCAUUGAUCUGGAGUUGCCGAAGAAGCAGAGGGUCAUUGUUGAAGCAAUAGUUAGCUUACUCCCAACUCAAUCAAGGAAAAGUCCAGUCCCAAUGGCAUUUCUAUCAAGUUUGUUGAAGACUGCAAUAGCAGCAUCAGCAUCUACUUCUUGCAGAUCAGAUUUGGAGAGACGGAUUGGUCUUCAACUGGACCAGGCAAUUCUUGGCGACAUCCUAAUUCCAGCAAAUUCACAUGGCAGCAACCACAGCACGAUGUACGAUACAGAGUCAAUUCUGAGGAUCUUCUCCAUGUUUUUGAACUUGGAUGAGGAAGACGAUGACGAGGAUAAUCACUUGAGAGAUGAAAGUGAAAUGGUAUAUGAUUUUGACAGCCCUGGCUCUCCAAAACAAAGUUCAAUUCUCAAGGUAUCAAAAUUAUUGGACAAUUAUCUUGCUGAAGUUGCAUUAGACUCAAACUUGAUGGCAUCAAAGUUCAUUGCUCUAGCAGAACUCCUGCCAGACCAUGCUCGGAUAGCAAGCGAUGGACUGUACAGAGCUGUGGAUAUCUUCCUUAAAGUGCACCCAAACAUCAAGGAUUCCGAACGGUACAGACUCUGCAAAACCAUAGAUUGUCAGAAACUGUCUCAAGAAGCCUGCAGUCACGCAGCACAGAAUGAAAGAUUACCCGUCCAGAUGGCAGUCCAGGUGUUGUAUUUCGAGCAAAUCAGGCUUAGGAAUGCAAUGAGUGGGGGACAUAACCAGUUCUUCUUUGGUGCGUUACAUGGUCAAUUCCCUCAACGUUCAAGCAGUGGAGCAGGAAGUGGAGCCAUCUCGCCACGAGACAAUUAUGCAUCAGUAAGAAGAGAGAACCGAGAACUGAAAAUGGAAGUUGCAAGAAUGAGAAUGAGGCUAACAGACCUAGAAAAGGACCAUGUUUCUAUGAAACAGGAGCUUGUAAGGUCUCAUCCUGCCAACAAACUAUUCAAAUCCUUUACCAAAAAACUAAGCAAGCUCAAUGCCCUUUUUCGGAUCAAUAGUAUUAAGCCUAUAGGGGGGAAGGCUAGUUCAGAAACCCGGUUCUUGUUUCAGAAGAGAAGGCGUAACUCUGUCUCGUGAUCAUGUACAAUAAGUGUGAAUAAGUAAAGUGAAAAAAAAAGAAAGUGUGUAUAGUUGUAUUUCUAGUGUGAAAUUUUGUCUAUUAAUGGCAGGCAGAAUACUUGUUGAGUUGUUGAUUCUGAGUUGUUUGUUGUUGCUGCUUUGUUCAGUGAAAUUACUGGCUUGACAUUUUGAAGGAGUCUUGAUCAGGAAAGUACUCAGUCACAAAACUAGUGCAAUUCUAAUUGCAUCUCCCACUGUGUGAAGACUUGUAGAUCAUUGAAGAACAUUAAACUA